This is a messenger RNA of Kwoniella botswanensis, 2100 nucleotides long. RefSeq lists its product as uncharacterized. Gene Ontology annotation, molecular function: sulfate transmembrane transporter activity. The record is from RefSeq and is a predicted model, not a curated record. The transcript has 15 exons. The coding region runs from base 1 to 2100 and encodes 699 amino acids. Gene Ontology annotation, cellular component: plasma membrane. Lineage: Eukaryota; Fungi; Basidiomycota; Tremellomycetes; Tremellales; Cryptococcaceae. Gene Ontology annotation, biological process: transmembrane transport.
AUGACUUCUCUGAAUGACGAUCACCUUUCAGGCAUAACGCGUAAUUCAUCUGCUAUACUAUUCGCAACGGCAGAAUCAUCCAAGCGCCAGCCUGUCAAAAUGGGUGUAAAUGAAAAUACACCUUUACUCAUUGGUGAUUCAACUAGCAGAAAUGAUGGAAGUGAUGAUGGAUCAAGUAUCAACAAACCGCCCAAGAGGAAAACAUCGACGUCUACUUUGGCAUAUGCGGCAAAGUUGAAGCAGAGAUCAAAGUAUUAUGUACCGAUAACAGAUUGGUUACCUAAUUAUUCGUGGUCAUUGUUUUCUGGUGAUUUGAUAGCUGGAUUAUCGGUGGCUUGUCUACUUAUACCACAGUCCAUGUCAUACGCCAGUGGUCUAGCGGGAUUGAGCCCGUUGGCAGGUCUUUGGUCAACAGCCGUACCAGCUCUGGCGUAUAGUGCACUUGGUACAUGUCGUCAGCUAUCCAUAGGUCCAGAAGCUUCGUUGUCCCUCCUGAUGGGUCAGAUGAUACAAGAUGCUGUAUUCGGAGAUCCACAUCACAAGCCCAAGCAUCCAGAUUUAAAUGCUGCCGCUCUAUCGGUCAUGGCUACUUUCCAGAUCGGUCUGAUCACCAGUAUCCUUGGUUUGCUUCGUCUUGGUUUCUUGGAUGUUGUCCUGUCCAGAGCGCUUUUGCAUGGAUUUAUUACGGCUGUUGGUAUAAUCAUCUUCAUAGCUCAACUAGUUCCAAUGCUGGGAAUGGAACACGUCUUAUCCCAUCCUGAAAACGCCGAAGACGCACCUACCUUACCACUUCAGAAGCUCAUCUUCACUCUCAAACACCUCGAUCACGUGAACAAACCCACCAUGAUACUAAGUUUCACCUCGUUAGCUUUCCUUAUCGCUGCUAGAGUUAUAAAGCAGCAAGCCGUCAAGCGACCUGGUGGGACUUGGGUCAGGUAUAUUCCUGAGAUUUUGGUUUUAUGCGUAACUUCGACUGUACUUUCCGCCUUUCUGGAUUGGGAGAAAAAGGGGGUAGAUAUUCUAGGUCAGAUCAAAGGUGAAGCUGCUGUACCUUUCGGAUGGCCACUAAAUAAGAGGGCAAUGAAGUAUUUCAACUAUACGUUGCCUACCGCUUUCGUCUCCGCUGUUAUUGGUGUGGUGGACUCGAUCGUAGCUGCCAGGGAGAACGCUAUGAAAUAUGGAUAUGCGGUCAGCCCAAAUAGGGAGUUGGUAGCUCUAGGUGCUACCAAUCUCGCUUCUUCGUUUCUGACAGUUACUGGUUGUAUACCCAUUUUCGGAUCUAUCACUCGAUCGAGGUUGAAUGGUCAAACAGGUGGAAGAACCCAGAUGUCAAGUAUGGUAGCUAGUGCAGCAAUCAUCCUGUCUAUCUACUUCCUGUUACCAUACCUCUACUUCCUGCCAAAGGCUACGCUCGCAGUAAUCAUUACCCUUGUGGUAUACAGCAUCCUUGCUGAAGCACCUCAUGAGAUCCACUACUUCUAUAAGAUGAGAGCCUGGACGGACUUCAUGCAAAUGACCGGAACCUUUAUCCUGACAUUGUUCUUCUCUAUGGAAAUCGGUCUGGUAGCUUCAGUAGUCCUAUCUCUUAUCUUGGUAGUCCAGAAAUCCUCACAGCCCAGAAUCCAGAUUAUUGGUAGAUUACCCGGCUCCGACCAAUGGGCCCCGAUAGAUGAAGAUGAGAAUGCUCAAGAAGAGAUCCCGGGUGUUUUGGUAGUAAGAAUCAGGGAGAGUCUGAGUUUCGCCAAUACUGGUCAAUUGAAAGAACGUCUGAGAAGACUUGAGCUUUAUGGUCAUGGGAAAUCUCAUCCUUCCGACGAACCACGGAGAGAAUCUGCAAAAGCGCUGAUCAUGCAUAUGGGAGAGGUGCAGGAGAUCGACGCAUCGGCUAUUCAGAUUCUCUUUGAGCUCAGUAGAGCCUAUCACGAACGAGGUGUGGGGGUGCAUUUCGCCUCGAUCAAACCUGGUCAGAUCGAUAAAUUCAAAAUUGUAGGCAUGACUGAACUUCUCGGAGGCUCUCAUUUCCAUAACAACCUACAGGACGCAAUGAGGGAAGUCGAGUUGAUGGGAUACGGAACGAGCAUCUUUUCGAGAUUCUCCUAA